Molecule: messenger RNA, 4762 nt
Organism: Betta splendens (Siamese fighting fish)
Lineage: Eukaryota; Metazoa; Chordata; Actinopteri; Anabantiformes; Osphronemidae
Gene: bag5
Product: BCL2 associated athanogene 5
Exons: 3
Coding region: 373-1845 (490 amino acids)
Biological process (GO): regulation of inclusion body assembly; negative regulation of protein ubiquitination; protein stabilization
Cellular component (GO): cytosol; membrane; cytoplasm
Molecular function (GO): adenyl-nucleotide exchange factor activity; protein-folding chaperone binding
Source: RefSeq, a predicted model, not a curated record
UCCUAGCUUAAACCAGACAAUGACACGCACAGAGGUGUGUACGUGGCGAGCUGGGCUCAUUCGCCGCUGCCCUCAUACCAGAACUACACUUUUCAAACAGUCUGUAAGCUUCGUGGACAUUAAUGAUUUGAAACCAAGACGUUUAAAGUGAGACUCGGUGUAGGGAGUCCUUCUGAUCGGCUGUGGGAGGGGCGACUCCAGCAGCCCGACCGCAUCAGCCCGUCAGUCAGCCGUGCGGUGCUGAAACUGACCGGAGCUUCGUUAUCGUCGCCUACAUCGAAAUCUCUCCCAUCCUCGGGGACUCGUUACUUGGAUGCCUCUUGCACCCACGAGCCGCCCUGCGCCGGCCGAUGGAAACGGACAUCCGCGAAAAUGUGCGCGAAUGUGUUCGGAGUUUUGAAAAGCCUUUUUGGGAAGCCCUUUGAUGGUGGGAAGAGAAUGGACCAUGGCGGCCCGCCGCAGCAGCAGCGACAGCAUCCGAUGGAGCAGCAGCAGCAGCCGUACAACCCGCAGCACCCCGCCAUGAUGCGGCUGUACGAGGUUCAGAAGGAGGUGGCCUCUCUGGGGCCUCAGGUCUGCACCUUCAGCGGCCUGCAGAACGACCGGGACUACAAGCGCCUGGAGCGGGAGCUGACGCGGCUGCUGCUGGAGGUGGACCAGGUGGACACGGAGGGCAAGCCGGACCUGCAGGGGGCGCGAAAGAGGGCGGCGCAGGAGGUGGAGGGCCUGCUGCGCUACCUGGAGGAGAACGCCACCCACCCGUCCCGCCUGGCCAUCGAGGAGCUGAGCACCAGCGCGCGGCAGCUGGUGGACGACCGCGUGGUGGCGCCGCAGCGCUCCGGCGGCGCGGCCGAGAUCAGCGACGAGCUGGUGGACGCGCUGCAGCAGCUGGUGCUGCGGCUCACCCAGGUGAAGACCGAGGGGCGGGUGCCGCUCCGCAAGGCCCGCUACCGGGCGCUGACGCGGCUGUGCGCCGUGCAGGACGUGAUCGAGGGGCGCACGCAGCAGCAGACCCUGUCGCUGCCGCUGUCCGGGGACACGCACGAGGCCGUGCACCGCAUCAACCAGGUGAUGGUGAAGGUGAGCGUGGCCCGCAGUCAGCUGGUGGCGCUGCUGAUGGGGCUGAGCGGGCGGGACAGCUGCGCCCACCUGUCGCGGAUCCUGACGGAGAUGCAGGUGGAGCUGGACGCCCUGGACGUGUCCGGGAACGCGGCCAUCAGGAAUUACAGGAAGCAGGUCGUGGAGGAGAUAAACGGGCUGCUGAAGCAUCUGGAUCUGGAGGGAGAGGGAGACGACACGCGCAGAUACGACCUGGCCCAGAACAACUCCAUCCGCGAGAUCGAAGCCGUGCGAGCGCACGUCUCUCACCUGCGGGAGGGCAUCCUGCGCUACUGCGCCAUGGGCGACCUCAGCUUCAGACCCAAAGCCGAGCUGCAGGGCCUCCUCACGCACCUGGACCAGGUGGACACGGCCAAGAACCCGUGCAUCCGGGAGGCCCGGCGCCGCGCCGUGGUGGAGGUCCAGGCCGUCAUCACCUUCCUGGACCUCCGCGAGGCCCUGGCCUGCCGCCAGCCGGGCCCCAACGAGCACCCGUCGCACCGGGCCGUGUGGCUGGUCCUGGGCAGCCUGUCGGACCUGCAGGCCCAGGUGCUGGGCUUCGACGGCAAGCGCGCCGACAAGAGCUACAUGAUGCUGGAGGAGCUGCUGACCAAGCAGCUGCUGGCGCUGGACGCCGUGGAGCCGCAGGGCGACGAGACGACCAAGGUGGCCCGGAAGCAGGCGGUGAAGUUCGCCCAGAACAUUCUGAACUACCUAGACAUGAAGACGGACGAGUGGGAGUAUUGACUCAAGAGAAACACACGCGUUGCAAGGUGGACGGGACUCACUGCAGGAUAAUGUGUGUAAAUAAAACCAAUGCAUUAUCAUUCCACGGGCCGUAAAUACUGACUCAUAUUCCCAGGAUGCACUGCAGCAGCUCUGUUCCUCGGUCUUUUUGUGGUAGCUGUGCUAAAGUCAACAACACAGAACUUCUUUUGUGCAACACACCAUCUGUUUAUGUGUGUUUUAUGAACAUUUUCUUUUUAAACUCUCCCGUGUGUGUUAGUACGGCGUCGUCGUCGUGGUUACCGCGUGUGGUUGUUGAUGGAUUGUGUCGCAGCGGCUUCCCUGUCUGGCCUGAUUAAUCAGUUGCUAAUGGAGACAGCCAGUGCUUGUGGAGUACAGUGACCCAAUUACUGCCGCCGUGAGAGCAGGGCCGGACUGGACUGAUACCUGACGGGGGCACAGCCAAAUGUGUACAUAGAAAUAGAAGUGUGUUCAGAGUCAGUGGUUCAAACUAAUGUUAAACGAAAAAGAAUGAGAGUCUGCGAUUGGAAAAAGCUCGACUCAAAGGUGAAACAAGCAGAACUAAGGCAAACAGCAGCUGGUGCCAAAUCCAGGCUAAGUUGAUUGAACAGUGGGAGUUUGUUCUGUUGACGCGACCCGGCCCGUGCGUCUAAUAGAAAGAAGCACCCCCACCCGCUUUCGCUGCUUGUGUGUCUGUUUGUCCCCGUGUUUCAUGUGUGUUGUGACUCGUACCAUCGUGCUUCUAUAAAUGGAUCAGGUUAGAAUUCAGAGAUGGGACGAGAAUCUCGCCGCUGCUGCUUUAGGCUUUUGUUUCUACCCACUGCUUUUCACUGUGGAGGACUGAGAGGUCCCUGGGGGGUGGAGGAGGAGGAGAGGCAGGUUGGGGCGGCAGUAUUCACUGGAUUGACACAUCAAGGCCGACGCUCACGGGCCGACAGUGGGGUGCUGACGGUGAUGGCAGCUGGCGGAGCCUUCUAGAAAGCUGGAGACGGCGGGAGUGAAGUCCAGAUCUCUGUGCCUUUAUUUUCACCCUUCCCUUUGGGCCAGGUCGUGCUCAAGCAGCCUUCCGGUGAGGACGUGCAGACGUAUCAGCGGUGAGGGAACAGGCCCACUGAAUGUUUAACCGUUACCGCCCCCGGACACCUGCACCACGCUGCUUUUUCCUAUCCGUAUUUUCCCCCAGACAAAGGUUGAGUCCUGCUCGGUCCCUUUUUUUUGUAAUAAGACAGAAUUUCGGUGCCACUGACGAAAACCGUCAGUAAUGGCAUCACAUGGUCCCGUUUCCUGCUCAAAAUCAACUCAAUAGACAGAAAAAGUUCAAAUUCAGCGACUGAGCUCAAAGUCAAGAAAAUCUAGAAUUCCUUUCUUACCUCAGUUUCAACCACCAGUAUAAUCAAGAUAAUAUAAUCUGGCACAAGGCCUAUGACUCGGCCUGAGUCAUAAGGGAGAGAACGACACCGGACCGCGUUGACCAGAUGUCGUCGGGCUGUUGGUGCAACAGACGCUUCCUCACUCUCUGAGACCAAACCAACCCAGACACACUGAAGUUCACGCGCUCCAUGUAUGCAGUAAUAGAAGAAAAUGUACAUUUAGUCGCUAUAGUUCACAGCAUUUCUUCCUUUAUAAGCACUGAAAUGAAUAUUUUAUCAAAGGCUUUUCUCUGUGUAAAGAUUCCUCAGAUCAUCUUAUAGAAGUGUCUGGAAGCCAUAGUCAGUAUUAGUGGGUGUUCUGGCAGCGAUCCGCGUCUUUGCUCGGGUUCAGAAGUGCAAACAUGAAAGGCAGAGAGCAAAGAGCGCCGUUCCCUAAAUGCCCUCGCUGAAUCAGACGCUCUGUUUGUUCGAUCUGUUCUGGACCUACGUCAGAUUCGGGGAAUCUCUGCUGAAUUUUUCACCCAAACGGCAUUGGGUUCUAAUGGCGUGGCCCAGUCGACCAACUCUCGCAUCCGUCUGCUGUUGGACAGGUUCAGGUACCGUACAGACGCCGGCCGGGUCCAUGAACCAGACGUGAUGUUCCAGCCACAGGCCCCGGUCCCCAGACACACAGCUGGACUGCUAAAAGCAGCACCUCGACCCGGCGGCGCUGGGCUGGAGUCCAUUAGCUCCGGGCUCUGAAAGGUUCUGAUCCACUGGGUGUUGAAUGGCGGCUUCCUGACUUCCAGCCCUUCACAGAACGACGGGUCUGUACUGUAAAACAAAUGGGCGAAGGCUUAAAUAUUUAAUUUUGAAUGUAGUCGCGGAGGAAUGUUGUGUUUGUGUUGAAUUGUACCAAAGUUUAGUUCGAAUCGGGGGAAACUGUACAAAUGGCCGCGUGGGGAUUGUACAAAACUCAACGACCCCGUGUGAGCGAACGCUGGUGCACCUUCCAGACCCGUGAACGUGUGCUAGGUGUUCUGCAUGUUGUUGUGUUUUGGGUCCCAUGAGCACCAGUGUAGAUCCACCAAACCACGUCGGACUUUACUGAUCAAACUCAUAAUAAAAAGCAAAUUUGGGACAGGUAGAAAUAGUUUAUUGCUCAUCACUGCUCCAUUGUUUCCCCUGAACCCAGUGAAGUCAGUAGAAACCGUCCAACUCACCAGAAGAGACUGAGCUUUUGCAGAAUCUCAUUCAUUUAAUGCACUUUUCUGUGCCCCAGUCUUUCUCCACCUUUGCCUUUCUUUCUGCAGAUGACAGGAAUGUGUUCUGUGCUGGGAAAUGUAUCGCAUUCAACUGUUUUCCAAUAAAUACGUUUUCUUAAGUCGCCUUGAACUGAAUCGAUUGUGACGGGCUUUUGCGGUUCCUCCUCCGAGACGCUUGUAGGAAAUAAAAAGAGCACACACAGGCCGGAUGAAAGGAGCGGCGCCAAUGAUUCACGGAUGGUUGUGUUUUGAGUUUCUAUUCCCCACUGCAAAAAUAAAGGCGCCGUGUCUUGAGCAUCGAUA